This is a messenger RNA of Panonychus citri (citrus red mite), 7032 nucleotides long. Its product is annotated as pecanex-like protein 1. Gene Ontology annotation, cellular component: membrane; endoplasmic reticulum. Gene Ontology annotation, biological process: endoplasmic reticulum organization. Bases 910 to 6546 code for a protein of 1878 amino acids. Lineage: Eukaryota; Metazoa; Arthropoda; Arachnida; Trombidiformes; Tetranychidae. The transcript has 6 exons. The record is from RefSeq and is a predicted model, not a curated record.
UGUUGAUGUUGAGUUGGUUUCUUUUUAAUAACAAUUAACCACUCAACCAGAUUAAUUGUAAUCAAAUUUAAUAUUCAAUUUUCUUCCUUGGUUACAGAAAAGUUGAUUACUUGUAUCAUCAAAUUGUUAAUGUGUUAAAGGUUAUAAAUCGUAACAUUGUGAUAAUCAAUUUGUAGAAAAGAAAAUUUUUUUUCUCUUUUUUUUCUAUUCUCUUGUAAUGAACAUCAUCAUCAUCUAUGAUUUUAUAAUUGAUCUGCUCCUGUAGUCUCACACACUCUUCAGCUUAUUUUCACCUUUGGAUUGAACAAUUUAAUCGUUCAUUAAUGGUAAUACUUGACUUGUUCUCUCCCUAUUUCUCCUGUGGUGAUUAUAUCAUAAUUGUUAAUCAAUUUGGUAAAAUGAUUGAUUAUCUAAGCUUUUCCUUUGUCAACAACAACAACAGAAAAUAAUCAUUAUCAUUGUAACAUCAGAAAGCCGGGAUUCUUUUUUUUCCUGUUGAUUGUUUCAAUUUUCCUGAUGAUGAUAAAACAAAAUCAUCGGUGUUAAUAUCAAGCCAAAGUUAUAAUAAUCAGGAUGAUAAUGAAAUUACUUAUUGGAUGAUUGAAACUGUUGGAGAUUUUGAUUUCUAUCAUAAGCUGAAUUUACCAAUUUCUUGAUUCUUAAAUUUUUCUAUCUCAUUGAUUUGGAUCAUUUCAUGGAAAUACAAUUCACCUUGGUUCUGAUUAUGUGAUAAUUAUAUGCAAAAGGCGAUUACAAAAGGACGAAACACUUUUAGUCAUCAUUUUGUUUUGAUUUUUCUUCUUCUCUUCUAUUGUUUUACUUUUCUUCUCAUCUAAAUUGUUUCCUAUUUCAGUGGUGAUCUUUUUUUUUCAUAUCUUCAGCCAUCACAUCAUAGAGGAAUAAUUUAACAUGGGAAGCCAAUUAUUGUCCAUAUUACGACAAGGAGUUUGGGCUAGUCUCACCGGUGGAUGGUAUUAUGACCAGAAGCAAUCACAUUUCUCUAACCUUUUUCACCUUUACAUUUGGUUAUUGUUAUUAUGUCUUCCCUUGGCCAUAGAGCUUUGUGUUAAAAGUUAUCUUUAUCCCUCGGAUCAUGUAAUCAUAUGGUCUCUCUACUGUCUCAUAAUCGCUUCCAUGUUUACACUGAUAAAAUUUGUAAAUGCUUAUCUUCAUCACCUCUUUGACUCAGGUGAAUAUGUUAUUGAAGAAGAGGCCACAAGCCCCAAUGAUGAUGAUGAAGAAGAAGAAGGCAUCACCGAUGGUGCAGAUAAAAUUGAUGAUAAAGAAGGUGAUAAAAGUAGUAUAUGUUAUCAGUCCUUCGAUGAUACCAGUAAAACCCUCAACAUUGAGACUUCAUCGGACACUUCAAAAGCUUGUGAUAUUUUCGUACAUAAUAAUGGUACUGCUGGUCAACAUGAGCACAGUUUAUCCAAUCGUAGUAAUCGAGGUUCAACGGAAAGACCUUUAGUAACAAUUUCUUAUACUCGUAGCUCCGGUAAAUCAGUGAAUAGGACAACAAGUGAUUCAGAUCAUGGGGCAACCACGUCAGGAGCUUCUGUUGUUGUCUACCAAUCUUUGGGGGUUACUGGAGAUCUAACCUCAUCUCCAUCAACAAGUCAAGCAAUGGUUCCUUCAUCGUCAGCUUCAAUUAAGUCAAAUGAUGGACCACCAAGCUAUUUACUAGCCAGAAUCUUAGCAACACCCGGAACCCAUUUAGCCAAGAGUAAUGAUGAUAAUUCUUCCGGUGCUGUUCAUUUUUUUCAGGAUGAAUGUGGUAAUUGGUUAACAUACAUUUUCGAUGAAAAUAGUGACGGAACAGCUAAAGGAUUGAUGUCCAAUGAUAACAAACCUUAUUUCUCUGACCCUGUCCCUUCAGCCUCAGGCAUUUCCUCGGUGAAAAGGUCAAAUGUUGAUAAAUGGGCAUCUGAUUCAUCUAAAUCUUCAAAAUCAUCUGAUUCAUUAACUGUGAUGGGAAACACUCAUCCCGAAAAUAGUCCUAAAGACAAUACUCAACACCAGCGGCUCGCAAUAGGAGAAAAAUGCUCAAUUACUAAUACCUUUUCUCCACAAUUGGAAACACAAUUCUUAAGAUCACCGAGUAUCAAUUCAAUGUUUACAGAGCCAAAUGCAAUCUCAUUCCCUAUGUCUAUUAACCCGCGAUUUGGUUCAAGUCCCAACAUAGUCAUCGCUUCUGAACGUCACGUUAGCUUCUCAACCAAUCUUAAUAGUCCCGAAUACGCUAACCUUUCAUUCCGACUCCCGAUACGAUACAAUGAUUUCAUUUCGCCAGCAAAACCCAAACAAUAUUAUAAACUUUGGAUUCCACCUUGUAUGCGAUGGAGAUACGUUAAGAUCCGUUUUGAUCGGUUAAAUUUACUUACUCUCCUAGAUCGUAGUUUAACUUUAUUUGAACUAUUUUCUUCAAUAUUUCUAGCCGUUCUGGUUGCUGUUUUGGGCUCGAUAAUUAUUGAGAAAGGUUUUUUCACUGAUCUCUGGUUAUUCAUAUUUUGCUUAGUUAUCUGUUCAUCUCAAUAUACACUUUUGAAAAGUGUCCAACCCGAUGCAGCAUCACCAGCCCAUGGUUAUAAUCGUAUUAUCAUUUACAGUCGUCCAAUUUAUUUUUCAAUUGUUUGCUCAAUAAUUUUACUCUCUCGUUACUAUUUGGAUCACAAUUUAUCUUAUUCGUUAAAAUUUUACGAUUUCAACUUAUUGGAUCCUUCGGUAAUUCGGACCAUUGAAGAAGGAGCCAAAAUGUUUAUCCUCUCAUUUCCAAUCAUCUUUUCGUUUGGACUCUUACCUCAAAUUAAUACCUUUCUCAUGUAUCUUAUGGAGCAAAUUGACAUUCACAUUUUCGGAGGAACCGCUUUCACCAUGGGACUAACGUCAGCCUGUUAUUGUAUCAUUCGAAGUGUUGUAAUUGUCCUAGUUCUUUAUGCAAUUGCUUUAACAUCUUUACUUCGAGUUACCAGUCGACGAAGAGCAGCAAUUGGACUAACAUAUCACGAUUAUGAUGUUCUUUUCUCUGUUUUCUGUGGUCUCCUCGUCUUUUUUGCAUAUUUCAUGAGUCGACAAACCAGUGAUCCAACAGUUGUUUACACUUUGAUUCGUAAAUAUUUAAUAUGUGAUAGACUUUCAUUCAAUCGUCGUUCUAAAAUAAACGGACGUCGAUGUUCAGGCAGUGGAAACAAUAGUUCAACAGAUGAUCCCGAAGGUCGACAAGAAGAAGAAGAAGAAUGUGAUCCCUUUGAAAAAGAAUAUGUAGAUCCACUACCAGGGAAAUUAGAGAAAACAUUGUUAAUUCGUUUGGAAAAUGAUAUAAUUCUUGCAAUUUUGAUGACAAUAAUUUUCUUUGCAAUUCAUGUCAGCACCAUCUUCACUCUUCAACCUUACGUUCAGAUGUCAUUGGGAAUUCUGGCCGUUUCAUGGGGCUUCUUGUUACAUUACAUUUUCACCCAUUUCCGUAAAGAGUUACCUUGGCAAUUUUUUGCCUCACCAAUUUUGAAGCCUAAAGAAUAUGAUCAAUAUGAGGUCAAAGAUGAAGCGCAAUUAAUGUGGUUUGAGAAGUUCCAAUGUUGGCUCGGGUUCAUUGAGAGAAAUGCAAUUUAUCCUUGUGUCUUUCUCAGCAUUCUGACCAAAGAUACCCCAGAGAUAAUCAAUAAAUAUGGUGUUUAUUCGGGAACACUGCUCAUGGUUAUUUGUGCUUUCAAGUCAAUUCGAUCAACUUACAAUGACUCAUCUCAUAAUCAUUUCAUUUUACUCUUCACAUGGUUAACCUUUCAUUACGACCUUUCCUACCUUCGAGAGCCAUUCCUGGUUAAUUAUGCUGUUUUCUCAACAAUUUACCUUAAAUUCACUGAGCUUCUUCUUAAAAUCCGUUUUGUGGUCACUUAUGUUGCUCCCUGGCAAAUUUCGUGGGGCUCAGCUUUCCAUGCAUUUGCUCAACCAUUUUCGGUUCCUCAUUCGGGGAUGCUCUUCAUUCAGGCCAUUCUAUCAUCCAUCUUAUCUUCACCAUUAGAACCUGUUCUGGGAAGUGCUAUUUUCCUUUGCUCUUAUGUAAGGCCAGUUAAAUUCUGGGAAAGGGAUUACAAUACAAAAAGAAUCGAUUAUUCAAAUACUCGUCUGGUCAAUCAAUUGGAACGAAGUAUCAUCGGUAGUGAUGAUAAUAAUUUAAAUUCCAUUUUUUAUGAACAUUUAACUCGAUCUCUCCAACACUCUCUUUUUGGUGAUCUUGCUCUUGGUAGAUGGGGUCAAGUAUCGCAAGGUGAUUGUUUCGUCCUCGCUAGUGAUAAUCUUAAUUGUUUGGUUCAUAUUAUUGAACUGGGAAAUGGUUUAGUUACCUUUCAAGUUCGUGGUCUUGAAUUUAGAGGAACUUACUGUCAACAACGGGAAGUUGAAGCAAUCAGUGAACCGGUCAACGAUGAUGAGGGUUGUUGCUGCUGUGAACCUGGUCAUUUACCGUCAAUGCUUUCAGUAAAUGCCGCGUUUAAUCAACGUUGGUUGGCCUGGGAGGUAACUCAUUCUAAAUAUGUUCUCGAAGGAUACUCAAUCUCGGAUAAUUCAGCAAUCUCUAUGCUUCAACCAUUUGAAUUACGAAAAGCGUUGAUUACUUAUUAUGUCAAGUCUCUUAUUUAUUACACAAUAAUUGGUUCUAAACUGGAAACUUGGCUGCGAAAUGAUGAUAUCCGUGAAACCAUUGAUGGCCUAACAAAUGAUCGUGACUUUGUCGAUUUAGAUCCAAUAUUUAAUCUCUCCGUUGAUGAAGAUUAUGAUUUCCGUGCCUCAGGAAUAAAUCGUGCCAGUUUCUGUCAUGUCUACUUAAAUUGGAUCAAUCAUUGUCUCACCAAGCGAAAAAAUGUGAUCGAAGAUGUUCAAGAUAAAGAAGCCGUUGUCUCUCUUUGUUUCGCUCUUUCGCUUUUAGCUCGUCGAGCCUUGAGCACCGCAUCUCACAAUAAUUCAUUCAAUACAGUUGAAUUCUUACUUUAUGGAUUACACUCGUUGUUCAAAGGUGACUUUAGGAUAACGUCUCCGCGUGACGAAUGGGUUUUCAAAGACAUUGAUUUACUGAAAAAAGUGAUCGCUCCAAGUGUCAGAAUGGCAGUUAAACUUCACGCAGAUCACUUUCUAUCCACAGACGAAUACGAUGAUAAUAUUGUUCUAUGGGCUUCAAUUACCAAUUAUCGUCAAAAUUGGGUCAUUUCCCAUGAGGCCGAUCCUAUUUGGCGAAAUGCUCUCCUAUCCAAUGUAUCCUCUCUUCUGGCCCUACGCCAUGUUUACGAAGAUGGUACCAAUCAAUAUAAAAUCAUUAUGCUCAAUAUUAGACAUCUUAGUUUUCGAGUGAUUAAGGUUAAUCGUGAAUGCGUCCGUGGUCUUUGGGCUGGACAGCAACAAGAAUUAGUUUACCUCCGAAAUCGUAACAAUGAAAGAGGUUCAAUUCAAAAUGCUAAACAAGCGCUAAGAAAUAUAAUAAACUCAUCUUGUGAUCAACCAAUUGGAUAUCCCAUUUAUGUAUCACCUCUAAUUACCUCAUUUGGUGAAACUAAUCCACAAUAUUGUUCAGUUAUUGGUAAACCAUUGAGCUUUCACACCUUUAAAUCGGCUAUUUUAUCGGCCUGGAAUCGUUUCAAGACUCGAUGUCGUGAAGGUUGUUCGUCGGGACAAGCUUGUCAAGAAGAGAUUAAUCAAGAAGAGUUGAUGAUGAGGCCACUCAAUUCAGUUCCAUCAUCUUGUCGGGGUCGACCUAUCCAAGAGCGAUAUCCUUAUGAUUCCCGAAAUCGCGGAGGUGGUCGAAGCAAUCGAAGUGGACAUUUAAAUGACCGAUCGUUCAAUGAAUUUGAACGAUGUCAUCUUUUAACUCGUAUCUCAUGUACGAUCCCAAAUCAAUUGUAUCCGCAAACAGCAUCGGCUCACCAUGUAACCGGACCAGCGACCAUUUUAGAUACAAUUAACCGAUCCAUGUCAACUAAUCGACGACAAAGUUCAUCAACACUGGUCAAUCUCACCGCUUUCCGUCCCACAGAAAAUGUUGAUUGUGAUAAUUUAGAAAUGACUUCAUUCACCUCAAGAGGUUCAAUUGGUAAUUCAAGUAUCAACAGUAACAAUUAUAGUCAUAAUAACAGUUUAAGUAGUAAUAAUAAUAUUAUCGUUAAUCAAUCAAAUAAUGUUAAUAGUGUAAUUAUUAAUAAUAACGUUGUUAAUAACGAUUUGGUUAUUAGCAACGAUCAACAAUUAACCCAAUCAAUUGACACUAGUUCAAUCUCAUCUACGACAACAGUCAAUUCAACAACAACAACAACAACAACACCAACUACAACUGUUAUCACUUCAACCGUUGCUGGACCUUUAUCAUUAUCUUCAUCUUCAUCAUCUCUACCAUCAUCAUCUUCUCCUCCCCCUUUGUCGUCAUCCUCAUCAUCGACAACAUCAUCACCUUCAUCUUCACCCUCAACGGUGACUGCAGUGACUUCAUCUUCUUCUUCAUCCUCAUCAUCACCUUCACCGACAUCAUCAACUCAUCUACAUCAUCGUUCUCGACCGGAAUUGGUUUGAAUGGAUAAACAAUUAAUCUCUCAUAAUCUUAAUCAUCUUCUUUUCUCUCUCAACUUUUAAUUUCUAUAUUUAUAUAUUAGAUUUUUGUGAGUUUGUAUUAUUUCCUCUUUCUUUUCUUUCUAUAUUUACAUUCACACAAAUUAAUGAUGUUGAUGAUUAAUAUUAAUUUUUCAUCUUCUUUCAUCUUUUCAUGAGAUUUUUGUUAUAAGUUAAUCAAGUUGAGAGGGAGAAACAAAUUAUGAUUAGAUGAGUUGGAUAAAGUAAAUACACCGAUUGCUUAAUUAUUUACAAUUAAAGCAUAAUGAUUACACACCUAAACCACACAAUUGGUUGGAAUUGUAAAGACAAAAAAUUAGUAGAUUGUUCAAAUUAAUUUAUGUUAAAACACACAAAACAAAGUUAAUCAAAAAAGCAAAACAAUACGUCCAAACCUGCCAUAAAUAAAAGCGCUAAUUAAUAAAUUGAUAACUUUGAUUUGAUGAACAA